Molecule: messenger RNA, 2521 nt
Organism: Condylura cristata (star-nosed mole)
Lineage: Eukaryota; Metazoa; Chordata; Mammalia; Eulipotyphla; Talpidae
Gene: UTP14A
Product: UTP14, U3 small nucleolar ribonucleoprotein, homolog A (yeast)
Exons: 15
Coding region: 51-2324 (757 amino acids)
Biological process (GO): rRNA processing
Cellular component (GO): nucleolus; small-subunit processome
Source: RefSeq, a predicted model, not a curated record
CUUUCCUUUUGGCUUCCGCUCCUGGCCCAUGUGAGAGACUGGUUAGUGAGAUGAGCGCGAUCCGGGCUGCGAAGAGCCUUCUGGCUUUAAGCCAACAGGAGGAACUAGAAGAUUUGCCAAAAGAUGAUCCCUUGAGCACCAGUGAAGAUGAGGGGGACACUGAUGGAGAGAGAAAGCACCAGAAGCUUCUGGAAGCAAUCAGUUCUCUUGAUGGAAAGAACAGGUGGAAAUUGGCAGAGAGAUCUGAGGCUAGUCUGAAGGUGUCGGAGUUCAAUGUCAGUGCUGAAGGAUCAGGAGAAAAACUAGUCCUUUCAGAUCUGCUUGAGCCCGUUAAAACUUCAUCCUCGCUGGCCACUGUGAAAAAGCAACUGAAUAGAGUCAAAUCAAAGAAGGCUGUGGAGUUACCCCUUAACAAAGAAGAGGUUGAACGGAUUCACAGGGAGGUAGCAUUCAAUAAAACCUCACAGGCCCUCGCCAAAUGGGAUCCCAUCGUCCAGAAGAACCGGCAGGCAGAACAGCUGGUUUUCCCCCUGGACAAGGAGCCGGCAGCCGUUGCACCCAUUGAACAUGUGCUCAGUGGCUGGCAGGCAAGAACUCCCCUGGAGCAGGAAAUUUUUAACCUCCUCCAUAAGAACAAGCAGCCAAUGACAGACCCUCUGCUGACUCCUGUGGAAAAGGCCUCUCUCAAAGCCAUGAGCCUGGAAGAGGCUAAGAUGCGCCGAGCAGAGCUUCAGAGGGCCCGGGCACUGCAGUCCUACUAUGAGGCUCGGGCUCGAAGAGAGAAGAGAAUCAAAAGCAAAAAGUAUCAUAAACUUCUAAAGAAAGAAAAGGCCAAGAAAACCCUAAAGGAAUUUGAGGCACUACGUAAGGUCAAUCCUGCUGCAGCCCUGGAAGAACUGGAAAAAAUUGAAACUGCCAGAAUAAUGGAGCGAAUGAGUCUUAAGCACCAGAACAGUGGGAAAUGGGCAAAGUCAAAGGCAAUUAUGGCCAAAUAUGACCUGGAGGCUCGCCAGGCCAUGCAGGAACAAUUGGCUAGGAACAAAGAACUGACGCAGAAACUCCGGGCAGCCUCUGAAAGUGAGGAAGAGGUGGAGGCAGGUGCGGAGGAGGAAGGCGAGCUCCUUGUCCCUGAAGCGGUGAACAAGGUGCAGGUGAAUGGAGCUGGACCCAACCCCUGGAUGCUCAGGAGUCGCUUGGGUGACCCCAAAGAAGAAAUCCAGGAGGACCUGGCGCAACAGCCAAAGCCUGUUGCCCUUGAGGUUUCUGAAAGUGAAGAAGAAGACAAGCCAGUGGCAGAAGAAGAAUUGUUGCUAAAAGAAUUUGCGGAAAGGCGAUUGCUUAGGAAAAAGUCCAGACUCAAUCAGAACACCAACUGGGGGGGCAAUCAGGAAACAAAAGAUUCUAGCAGCCAGGAGGUGCUGUCUGAAAUCAGGGCACUAUCUCAGAAACUCAACAAGGAAAACCAUCAGUCCGGGAAGCCAACAGUGACUUCUGUGGGGACGGCUCCACCAGCCCAAAGUCUGGAACCUGCCGAGGAAGAAGAGGAGCCCUUGCUGGUGCAGAGGCCGGAGAGAGCACAAACUUUAGAAGAGCUUGAAGAACUGGGCAAAGAAGGAUGUUUUCAAAACGAGGGGCCUCCCAGGCCUGUGUCAGAGGGUCAGCACUUGGGGAGGAACCGUGGUGAUCAGCCUGGUGCCCCCAAGGAGAAGAAAAAGAAGGAGCAAAUGAUUGAUCUGCAGAACCUUCUCACCACAAAAUCUCCGUCUGUGAAGUCUUUGGCAGUUCCCACAACAGUUGAGGAGUUGGAAGAUGAAGAGGAAAGAGAUCAAAAGCAGAUGAUAAAGGAAGCUUUUGCUGGGGAUGAUGUCAUCAGAGACUUCUUGAAAGAGAAGAGGGAGGCUGUGGAGGCGAGUAAGCCAAAGGAUGUGGACCUGACUCUGCCUGGCUGGGGCGAGUGGGGUGGUGUGGGCCUGAAGCCCAGUGCCAAGAAGAGACGCCGGUUUCUCAUUAAAGCCCCUGAAGGUCCUCCAAGAAAAGACAAGAAUUUGCCAAAUGUGAUUAUCAGUGAGAAGCGAAACAUCCAUGCCGCGGCUCAUCAGGUGCGGGCACUUCCAUAUCCAUUCACCCACCAUCAGCAAUUUGAAAGGACCAUCCAGAUACCUUUAGGACCUACAUGGAACACCCAGAGGGCCUUCCAGAAGCUGACCACACCCAAGAUUGUCACCAAGCCAGGCCAUAUCAUCCAGCCUAUAAAAGCAGAGGACGUGGGAAACCAGUCCCCCUCAAGGUCAGACAUCUCUGUCAUACAGAGGAAUCCAAAAUGACUGUCCUCGCAGAGCAAAAAAUAGCUGAAGAAGAUCUCUGUACAUUGAGUUGCUGGAGGAGUUAUGUCCUGCCGGAACCAGGAGCCCCGACUGAGCAGUGGCCCGGUUUUACUCCAAGCUGCAGGAUCCAUUCCAAAACUGGCUUAGCACACUGGUCAUAGUUAAGCCACAUUUUAGAAAUAAAAGCAUUUUUAUCU